Molecule: messenger RNA, 782 nt
Organism: Camelina sativa (false flax)
Lineage: Eukaryota; Viridiplantae; Streptophyta; Magnoliopsida; Brassicales; Brassicaceae
Source: RefSeq, a predicted model, not a curated record
UGGUUUUACCAUAAUCAGAUCUUUCUCUUUAACCCAGCUUCUUAAUUAACUCUUAAGUCUCUGGAGGAAAAAAAAGAUGAUGAACACAAAGAGUGUAGCCAUGUUAAUGAUGGUGAUGAUGGUACUAAUGGGAAUGGAGAAUAUUCUGGUUCACGCAAAUCAUCACCAUCACUCUCCUUCUCCUUCACCAGAUUCUGAUGUUUAUUCAGUAUCUCAUGCAGCUUCACCAAAGCGAAGCACAGAAGAAGCAAUUUGUAUUCUUGAUUGUAUGAUUUAUCAGUGCCACCGUGGCAAAAACGCAAAGCCAGGGGAUCCGAAAUGGUUAAGCGCAUGCGUGAGCGGUUGUGUGAACAGUGAGACAUGCAAAAGGAAGAACAGAAGCAAUGAUGUGCAUGCCUAAAUAACUAAUUAGGCCAUCACAAAUUCACAAUGGGAGAGUCUCUCCACCGUCUCUCAAAUAUAUAAAAUUAUUAUUUUAAUAUUUAAUUAAUUUUUAUUUAUUAUGUGAUUAUAUAACUAAUAAGAAGCUGAAUUUUUUUUUAAAAAAUUUAAAAACAUCUCCAGUUUGAAGAGUUUGAACGACAGUAGUCUCUUUCCUUUUUUUUUUAUUUUUAUUGUUUUAUUGGUUUUUAAUAAGAGUUUCUGGUGUCUCUUAAAAAGCAAAUGAGUGUUUGGCUCUUAUUAGUACUGUAUGUUUUGAUUUUGUUAAUUAAUUUCUCAGCAGAUGUAUCUUCUCAUAAUGUUUUUUGUGAGAUGUAAUAAAUAUAUGAGAUUUAAUAAAC